Messenger RNA from Oreochromis niloticus (Nile tilapia), 1676 nucleotides. RefSeq names its product interleukin 22 (gene il22). Lineage: Eukaryota; Metazoa; Chordata; Actinopteri; Cichliformes; Cichlidae. The record is from RefSeq and is a predicted model, not a curated record. Bases 217 to 783 code for a protein of 188 amino acids. Gene Ontology annotation, cellular component: extracellular region. The transcript is spliced from 6 exons.
CACUGAUCUGUGUGUGUGUGUGUGUGUGUGUGUGUGAGUGUGAGUGAGAUGAGGUUUUUUUGAUGGCCUAUAUUCUGGCGAGGGGGCGGAGGUUUGAUGUGUAUAAAAGACGUCUCAGAGUUGCCUUCUCUCCACAGCAGCACCUGCUAACAGGUUGAAACUCUCAGACUCUCUCUGCGACCUGAAACGACUGAGAUACACCUAUCCACCUGUACUAUGAAGCGCAACACCGCCACUGUUGCCUCCUUCCUCCGUCCCGCUGCAGCUGCAGUUCUCCUCCUGCUUUUCUUUGGCUGGGAUGAACAGGCUUGGGCACAUCCUGUGGACCGUCCACUCAGCCCGGUGCUCAGACAUCCGCAGACCUACCAGGACGUCCGGCAAGUGUCAGAACAUUAUCAGAGGAUCCAGGCAAAAGACGACGAGGACGACACGAGUAUGAGAACGAUACCCAAAGUUGAUACUAACGAUCACCAUUUGGAGAUCUGCUGCCUGCACGCCAACAUCCUGGACUAUUACCUGACCAACAUCCUGCACCACACCAACAACGACCACGCCCACGUGCACCGGCUGAAGACCAACCUCCACCGCAUCAGCACCGACCUGCAGGCCCAUGGCUGCAAUGUCACUCAGUACCACGACCACAAAAAUGCUGUGGAUUUUCGCACCAAGCUUGAGAAGAUGGAGAAGAAGAAAGGCAUCACCAAAGCGAUCGGCGAGCUUGACAUCCUGUUCAGCUACCUGCAGGACUACUGCGUGGAGCCGAGGAACAGCACUGCCGCCUAACACCGCCAUAUCACCAAGUUUUAUACCAGCAGCUUUUAUACGUCUAUUUAUUCAUUUAUUUAAUUUGAGGGCAUAUUUAACAUUUUAUAAAUAUACAGUUAAAAUAUUUGAGUUGAUUUAUUUAUUGAUGAUCAUAACAUGUAUUGACGAUUUUUUAAUGCCGGUGUUGUGCCAACAGGUGUUGUGCCAAAAAGUGAUUGCCUGCCAAAAACUGAUUUCCAAUGUUUCCGUGUAUUUUUUAUGUGUAAUAUCUUUACGUGUGUUGGUAAAUAGACUUCGGUGAACAGCUUUUACAAAGGGGUUAUAUAUAGAAUUAAAAAAUUAUCUGCUUUUUCAAGUAUUCUUACAAGUCUGUGUUAUUGUACUUACAUUAUAACCAAUCCGGUCCUUUAUCCCCACUUAAAAUAUUUUUACAAAACUAUUGUAAUAUUUGCUGCCAUUUCUUCUGUCCUCUUGGCCAACUUACUCUUACAAAAGACAUUUUUAAUGUUAAUGACAUUUUUAUAUAACCUUUAUUUAUGCAGUUAAAGUCGCUGCCAAAAACUGAUUGCGCCUUCUACCUUGUUACACAAACGUUGUUUGUGGCUCAGUAUGACUUUGUGUCAUCCAUGAGGGAUGCAUUUGACAUAUGUUUCAUGUUAUAGCCCAACAAGUUACUUACAGCAGUUUAAAUACGAGCAAUCAGUUUUUGGCAAAUACCGGAAAUCAGUUUUUGGCAGGCAAUCACUUUUUGGCACAACAUCGGCCGUGAAAGGACUCUGGCGUUGCUCACGUUGCCAUGUUAUGGCUGAUUGUUACAAAAGCUGUUACAGUAUUUAAAUGCUGAUUUUGUUGUUGUUGGCUGUAAUGAACUGUAUUUUAUAGAUUUUGAAAUAAACAUUUUUAAGAUUUUA